AUGAUACAUCUACUAGCCAUUGCUGGCAUCAUAACCCUCAGCUUCUACAUCUUCAAGAACUACUAUAUCGGCAAGGAACUGGAAGGCAAGCCAGGCUACAACGUCGAGAAGAAACUCGGCAUCCAGUUUGCCUCCAAGCUUAUGGAAAUGUUCAUUGUUCUUUCCCUCAACGCCAUCACGUUUGCCAUGGUCCGACACGAGUUCACCCUUGGCCAAUCGGUUCCCUAUGGUGCUCUAGUGGCCGGUCAACAGAUUUUCGGAAAUCAGCUUUCUCUGGUCAGACGAGUUCAAGAGCAUCUUAACCGGGAAGUUUUCUAG
Molecule: messenger RNA, 318 nt
Organism: Fusarium falciforme
Lineage: Eukaryota; Fungi; Ascomycota; Sordariomycetes; Hypocreales; Nectriaceae
Exons: 1
Coding region: 1-318 (105 amino acids)
Source: RefSeq, a predicted model, not a curated record